Messenger RNA from Dama dama (fallow deer), 4406 nucleotides. RefSeq names its product tubulin polymerization promoting protein (gene TPPP). Gene Ontology annotation, cellular component: microtubule. Gene Ontology annotation, molecular function: tubulin binding. NCBI's taxonomy places the organism in Eukaryota, Metazoa, Chordata, Mammalia, Artiodactyla, Cervidae. Gene Ontology annotation, biological process: positive regulation of protein polymerization; microtubule polymerization; microtubule bundle formation. Bases 92 to 757 code for a protein of 221 amino acids. The record is from RefSeq and is a predicted model, not a curated record. The transcript has 4 exons.
GAGCGGCGGCGCGAGAGGAGGCCGGGCACCGGGUCGCUCGCGGCCGAGUCGCGGAGGCGCUGCUGCUGCGGUCGCCGCAUCUCUGAGCAGCAUGGCUGACAGCAGGCCCAAGCCCGCCAAGUCCGCCAACAAGACACCCCCCAAGUCCCCGGGGGACCCCACCAAGGACAAGGCUGCCAAGAGGCUGUCGCUCGAGUCGGAGGGGGCUGGCGAGGGGGCGGCCGCUGCGGGCGCAGAGCUCAGCGCCCUGGAGGAGGCCUUCCGGAGGUUCGCGGUGCAUGGGGACACCCGGGCCUCGGGCAGGGAGAUGCACGGCAAGAAUUGGUCCAAGCUGUGCCGGGACUGCCAGGUGAUCGAUGGCCGGAAUGUGACCGUCACCGACGUGGACAUCGUCUUCAGCAAGAUCAAGGGCAAGUCCUGCAGGACCAUCACAUUCGAGCAGUUCAAGGAGGCGCUGGAGGAGCUCGCCAAGAAGAGAUUCAAAGACAAGAGCGCGGCGGAGGCCGUCAGGGAGGUGCACAAACUCGUCGAGGGCAAGGCCCCCAUCAUCGCGGGAGUGACGAAAGCCAUCUCCUCACCCACUGUGUCACGGCUCACGGACACCACCAAGUUCACGGGCUCCCACAAGGAGCGCUUCGACCCGUCAGGCAGGGGCAAGGGCCGGGCGGGCCGCGUGGACCUGGUGGAUGAGUCGGGCUACGUGCCGGGCUACAAGCACGCGGGCACCUACGACCAGAAGGUGCAGGGGGGCAAGUAGCCGGCCGGGCCUCCCCUCGCCUGGCCCCCUCACCACCUCCACUUCGUUACAUUCCUGUGCUCACCGGCAGAACUCGGACCUGGGGCUGGGUGGCCGCAGGGCCACCGGCCUCCCUCUCGCCCAGCCCUUGCGCCCCCUGGACCCCAGCUUUGGCCCCUGAACUCACCUUUCCUAACACACCUGCCUCGUCCCUGCCAGGAAGUAAACAGACGGCCCUUUCCAAAGUGUCUCCCAGAACCAGACCACACCGGCCACUGGCUCGCAGCAAAGUGGGUGUCCAAAGGAGCUGGCCGACAGGCCCUGUCGGGUUUGUGCUGACGAGGGCACCAGGGCGCCGACCUGCAGCCCCGAUGACACGGAGGAGCCCAGCCAGGGCCCCGCAGAGCCCAGAGAGCAGCGUGCAGGCAGGGGAGGCAGGCACACGCGUGCACACACACACACACGCACGCAUACACGCUGCACACAUGUGCAUGCACGCAUGCACACAGGCACACACACACGCUGCGCGCAUAUGCACAUGCACACACACAUGCACACGCGCUCAGGCACACACGCCCGUGGACCAGGGCUGUGCUAAGGGUGGGCGCUGAGCUGAGGGCUGCUGUGCAAAGGAGGGAGCCUCAUCCGUCGACCAAAGUGACUUGAACCAUGAAGUUACAGGAUUCUAAAACUAAGGGCAAUUCAUUUCAUUUCACUUUUCUGAGAAGAAAUAAGAAAUGGCGAUUAGAGUUUGCUCUCAGAACGGCUCAGGGAAGACUCAGAAUGGCCCAUCUCUGGGCCUCUCUCCCGCAACCCUUGUGCCCUGAGUCCUAGGCCAAGGAGACUCCUGGGCUCAAGGCUGUGGGUGGCCCGGCUGCCCCCUCCCUCCCCUUCCAGCUGGCCGCUGCGGUGUCUGCGAGUGGCCCCCUUGUCCACCCCUACCCAGGAGAGCAGAAACCGCAGGGCUAGACUGGCCCGAGGAGGGCCCGAGUCGGCAGUGUCUGCUUUCGGGGUCUCCGAGAGGCCAGAGGCAGGGCCUCCUGCUGUCGCACUGGCUCCUUGGCCACGUGUCCCUUGUGCGUGAAGACGGCCGCAGCCUGGCACGUGACCCGCUGGGCCCCAGGGCCCUGGUGUCAGUCUUGGGAAAAACCCAUGGCAGCCCCUGGGGAGUGCCUCGUGGAGCCUACGGCCCCGCCGCUGUCUGUCCCGUGUCCAGGGCAGCGGGCCACCUGGGGCACCCCUCCCCAGACACACGGCCGGCCCACAGCACAGGUGGCCAUGAGAAGGCCAGCACUGCCACGCACGCCGGUCCCUGCUGGGCCUGGAGGUCUGCCCCCCAUAGAGGGGCUCAGGCCAGCGCUGGACACGGCCCCCGCACUGGGCUCCCCGGAAUGGCAAUGGCUUCUGCGGGCAGCUUUGUCCUAAGACCCUGGGACCUCACUGCAGAAACACCUGGGAAGUGAGGGAUGGAACACAGGUGUCCGGAAGCACUUAGAGGACACAGUCACUGCUAUCUGGGAAGUCUGCAACUCGGGGAAACGAGGCUGCCCAGCCAGGCCUCGCUCUACUGCUGGGAAGCCGAAGGCUGGGGUGGCAGGUGGGCAGGACACCGGCCCCUUCCCUGUGCUCUUCUCCUCUAGGAGCUGUCAGGUGGGGAAACACGUGUGCAGACAAGAACAUGCAGAGUCCCGUGUCCCACACCCCCCUGGGCUGGCCUGUAGGGCAGCAUCGCCCGCCGCGGGAGACCGGCUCCCCAUGGCCGCGGCGGCCCUGCCCCCGGGCCAGGGAAGGUUGAUGCACGGUGGCCACCCUGGCCCAGCCCCGUGCUCUUGGGCUCCUGAGGCGUCCAGAGGCAUCCGGGCGGGUCUUGUGUGUCCCUGGCCCAGCUGUGGUUCCCUUCCCAAAGUGCAGCUCUGGAAACGCACCUCCAGCUCGGGGCAGGGCGGGCGGAGGUCCCGGGCCUGCUGCCCUGUAACUCAGCACAGAUGCGGAUCCCACACUCAGCACGGACGCUACGGACACAGGCAGGUGUGCGUCUCGCUGCAUGUUCUCUGCAUCACCCGCUCGCUUCCACUAACCGCAGUCAUCUAGAAAUCACGUGUCUGUCUGUGAGCCAAGGAAACUGCACAAGCCCGCCAGGACGCGGGGACGUGGUCGGGGCACUCCUUGCGGACGGCGCCCAGCCAGGACCGCAGCGCGCACGCGAGCACUGCCGCCCCCGUAUUUAUUUCUAUUUAACGCUGUAGGAGAAGCAAGCAGGCAGCAGCAGUCAGGUCGCCAAAACUGAAACCAUGUACGUUUAAAAUAUUACAGGAAGAGGUCUAUAUUUGUACUGGAGUAUUUUUACACCUGAGUGUCCUCAGUCUUAAGGUUCGAGCAGGUGGAAACCAGUCAGGAAGAGGCAGGUGGGGGCUCGGGCCUGUCCACACCCCAGGGGCCGCCAGCUCAGGGCAGGCCAAGGCGGCCCCUCAAGGCCCAGGGGCGGAGGCUCCACGGGAAGCCCGAUGGCCUAUGGUCAGGAGGCUUCUGCGGCCAUGUGGGUGGAGGGUGGCGGCGAGGCGCAGGCCCAUGAGGCCCGCGGUCACCGGGAAGGCCGCCGGUGCCGACCCCUCAGGACCCAGCGGGCACCCCCCGCGAGCGGUGUCCCCACACAGGCGGGCACACCCCAUCCCAUGGCACACGCGGGUGGGGACGCGCUGUCACCUGUUCCCACGGCACAGGCUGAUGACUCAGCCGCACUGUGAAGUGGCGAGACCGUCCUCAGAGCCCUGACCCUGAGCGGCCUCCCUCCACAGACCGACUACUGAGCGCUCUGGGGCUCCGCGGCUCCGCGGUGUGGCCUUGCCCGGGGAGGGGGGCCGCUGCCCUGCACUCGGGGGUGCUUUGGCUGACGCUCUUCCCCAGACCAAGCCAAACAACAAGGAAAUGCACAUAACUCAGACUUGAAAGGGAUCAUAGGCUACUAGUUUGUAUUAAGUCUUUUCAGGAAAGGGAAAUAAAUGUACAUAGAGACGCGGUCUAUUUUUGCACUGUUUUCUCACUGUGAGGGAGUGAGGAGAGCGUCGCCUGGUCAGUGUGCUAGGACUCGGAGCCGCUCUCCAGGAGCUCUGGGGGCGUCGGGGGUGCUCAGAGCCACUCUCCCGGAGCUCUGGAGCAUCGGGGGCUCAGAGCCGCUCUCCCGGAGUUCCGGGGGCAUCAGGGGGACUCGGAGCCGCUCUCCCAGAGUUCCAGGGGCACUGGGGGGACUCGGAGCCACUCUCUGGGAGCUCCAGGGGCGGGCACGGUGCUCCGCCCAAGCCGCUGUCCGAGGCCUGCUCGCUGUCUGAGGCCUGUGGUGAAACAGCUCGUGUCUGUCUGCAUACCUCCUCGUGUGCCCCCUGUUGUGAACAUUGUGUCCGGUUGGUGACAAAUAAAGGUGUUGAAUCGUGGCCUGUGGUCCUCCAGCUGCGCCGUGUGUGGGCAUCACGUGAUGCCACAGGGGCACGGACGUGCCCAAUAGGGCCCACAGGUCACAGCAGCGCCUGCCGCGGGCCAGGUGUGAGGUGGGGAGCGGGGUCUGGACACAAACCACGUCACGAACACCUGCAGCAGCCCCAGAUGCGGGUUGACGGCGCCUUCAGGAAUGACAAAAAGGGUGUUUUUGGACCAUAAUGGGGGGCACGCCAGUCAG